CCUAUAAACAAACAACCCUCACUAAACCACUCGUCCCCUAGGCUUGCCUUGCCUUCGGCUACGCAAUUUCUGCAUUGGAGAGGAAAGUAGACUUAAAGGAUAGGAAAAAAAAAGAUAGGAAAGUAGACUUAAAGGUUUACCAAAAUGAAAAUUCACGGUGUAGUCGCUCACAAAUUCAGAUAUGGGUUGAAGCUUCUACCGCGUUCAGCCUCCGGGCUUCAAGUCUCGGUUGCCGCCACUGUACUGGGUGUCCUUGGAUUGGUCUAUGCCGUUAAAGAUGGCAAAUUCAUCAACUUCCUCAGUUUGCAAUGGUCAUCGAGCUCAAGUAGUCUUUCCGAGGAUUCUUGGGUAGUACCAGGGUUGCAAAACCUUGGAAACAAUUGUUUUCUGAACGUAGUUCUCCAGGCAUUAGCUAGCUGCAAGAGUUUUCGGACUUUUCUCGAGAGAACAGUUGGGGAAUCACCGAUGGAAGGCAGUGUUGGAAACUUGUCUUUUGCUGAUGCUUUGUUUUGGUUGUUGGAAGAACUCUGCACUCUUCAACAUGGAAGAACUGUAUUAAGUCCACGAAAACUUAUGCAUGCUAUGAAUGACUAUAUUCCAAAUUUCAAUUUGACAAGCCAACAGGAUGCAGAAGAAGCAUUAUCGCAUCUCCUAUCAUCUUUAAGGGAAGAGUUGUCAGAGUCUUAUGUCCACGAAUGCAGCUCUUUAGCAGACGUGACUGCGCUUCCUAAUUGUAGGGUUCUGGCUUUAAAGAAAAUGACCGAAAAAAGUGAAUUCAAAAGAUGGAGAGAAUAUUUUAUAGGGCCUUUUGAUGGAAUUCUUUGUAGCAGUUUAAUGUGCCAAAGCUGCUCUUUUCAGAUCUCUUUGGAUUUUCAGUUGUUUCAAAGCUUGCACCUUUUGCCGGUUGUCAAUGGUGAUGGGAGAAUUGUGGGUAGAUGCUCUGUGGAGGAUUGUCUAAAGCAGUUCUUUGUUGCAGAACAAGUUGAAAAUUACUGCUGUAACCGCUGUUGGCAUAUUGCUGCAAUAAAGUAUGUAUCUGCAAUGUGUCAAGAUCAGACUGUUAUUGAAAAACUAAAGCUCUGCCCGGAGCAAGAUUCAUGCGAUUGCAAAGAGCUGUCUUGCCUCAGAGCAUUGCCAUGGUCAAAUCAAUUCUCACAUACUUUCAAGCAAUUUAGUAUUGCACAUAGUCCGCAGAUCUUAUGCAUCCAUCUACAACGCGCUUCAGUUAAUGUUUUUGGAGAACUGGACAAACUUCAGGGCCAUAUAUCUUUUCCAUUGAUCUUGGAUAUGUCUCCAUUUACGAAGACUCAAGUGGGAACAAAGAAAUGGGAAAGAGAACUGCAGAUUGGGCUAAUGAAACAACAACAAGAUCAGCAACCUUUCCCUUAUUCCAAUUACUUAAAUCGUGUACCAAAUCCUUGUCUGCUCGAUACUCAAAGUUCUUUGGACACAACAUCAUUUAACAUGCCUUCACAUCCUCAUGAUGAGGGUGUAUCUUCCUCGUCUUCUCAUUUGUCGUCUGAACACACACAAAAACAUACAUACCGCCUAGUUUCAGUGGUGCAGCACUUCGGGAGAGUUGGAAGCGGGCAUUACAUGGUUUAUAGAAGAGUUGCUGCCAACAUUAAUAGUGAUGAUGAUCCUUCUGGACAGCAGGGAUCUGCUCAUGAGCAGUGGUAUUGCAUCUCUGACUCUGAAGUUCAUAAUGUAUCUGAGAAUGAUGUUCUUGAUGCUGAGGCAAGCUUGUUGUUCUAUGAAAAAGUGUCUGAAUUCUGAAACUUAUUAACUUGCAUGAAUUAUAUUUUAAUUCCCAACCAAUCAUAGAAAGAGAAUUGUAUUUUUUAACUU
Ipomoea triloba (trilobed morning glory) is the source of this 1848-nucleotide messenger RNA. Its product is annotated as ubiquitin carboxyl-terminal hydrolase 27. Lineage: Eukaryota; Viridiplantae; Streptophyta; Magnoliopsida; Solanales; Convolvulaceae. The transcript has 10 exons. The coding region runs from base 145 to 1776 and encodes 543 amino acids. Gene Ontology annotation, biological process: protein deubiquitination. Gene Ontology annotation, molecular function: cysteine-type deubiquitinase activity; cysteine-type endopeptidase activity. Gene Ontology annotation, cellular component: cytosol; nucleus. The record is from RefSeq and is a predicted model, not a curated record.